UUAAACGAAAAUAAGGUUUUUAUCGGUCGGAAUGUUAGUGACGAACCCGGUGCAUGUCCCUGUGUGUUGUCUGCGGCGCGCGCAUCCUCUUUCCUCACGCUUCAGCCAGAAAGCACGCGCGAUGCCUGUUGAGGAAUGACCCGAGCCAGAAAUGUCUCACACGCCUCUCUGUUAUUGUUUUUCUUGUUUAUUUUGAUGGCAUGACGGACGCAACAUUGUGUAGAGUAUCAAAAAUGGCAAACUGACUGAACUACCAGUCUGUCGCCUUGUUAGACGGCGAGGGAAACCAAACCUAAGCUGUUAGACUCCAAAUCACGUCAAGCGCGAACAGACACAGAGCGCUGACACUUCUUUUGAAGAGCAUUCUCUGAUCAUCCUCCAUGAUGCGGUUGUGGAUCAGCAUCACAGACAGACAGCACUGCAUUGCUGUUAUGAAGCAAGCUGUGUUUUAUGAUGUCGAAGAAUGGAAAUCAUAGAAGGAGAAGGAAGCCGACUGGAUUAAAGUUGCUCCUGUUUUCUUCAGCAUCACGAUGGUCUGCAACAUCAGUUCAGGAUGUGGGCUACCAGAACAUCACACACUCAGAUAUGUAACAAAUGUCACUGGGCUUCAGGAAACUACAAACUCCACUUUACCCAUCAGCCUGAAGGUAGUGCUGUCUGUUAUAAUGGUGGUCAUCAUCGGCAUCGGUUUUCUUGGAAAUGCCAUCGUCUGCCUCAUAGUUUAUCAAAAGCCGGCGAUGCGUUCUGCCAUCAAUCUCUUACUGGCCACACUGGCUUUCAGUGACAUCAUGCUGUCACUCUUCUGCAUGCCCGUGACUGCUGUAACCGUGGUGUCCGACGAUUGGCGUUUCGGACUGGACUUUUGCCGUAUCACGCUCGUGCUCUAUUGGCUGUUUGUUUUGGAAGGCGUGUCCAUUCUUCUGAUCAUCAGCGUGGACCGUUUUCUCAUCAUCGUGCAGCGGCAAGACAAGCUGACCCCAAGUCGUGCACGCCUGCUCAUCUCCGCUUCCUGGUUGCUCUCCUUCUGCUUGGCGUUGCCAGCUGCUGGCAGCGUACCAACUCUUAAAGCUUCACGCUGCGUUUUAGGCUACAUCGAGUCUCCUAACCGUGGCUACACACUGCUGCUGGUCAACGCUGUCUUUUUCGUGCCUGUGAGCGUCAUGCUGGUUUCCUAUUUGCGCAUCCUAAACACAGUGCGCCGCAACGCCUUGCGUGUCCACAACCACACCUUUCCCAGUCCUGAACACGGAGGAAAAGUGAGUUUGCCGGUCAUGAGGCGCCCCCCGCAGCUCAGCGUGGACGUCAGCUUUAAGACGCGAGCCUUCACCACGAUCCUUAUUCUUUUUGUUGGCUUUUCCGUGUGCUGGCUUCCUCACACGGCACUCGGCCUCUUGGCUGCUUUCAAUCAGAAGUUCUACACGAGUAACGAGUUUUACGCAGCGAGUGUUGGGGCUCUGUGGCUCAGUUACAUGAAGGCUGUGUUUAAUCCUGUGGUGUACUGCUGGAGGAUCCGCAAGUUCCGUGAGGCCUGUGACGAAUUUGUGCCGAGGAGCUUCAGAAUGCCAAGGCUGAGGGCACGCGGUGGGCCCAGGGUUCGUCCCUGCAGCAUCUACGUCUGCGCUGAGAGCCAGUCAGCAAUGUGAAGCGACUUUUUCUAUGAUGCUACUCAGAUCUUUAGACAUACAGAAUCAUUCAUUCAUCUUCAGUAACCUCUUGAUCCUAGACAGGGUAACAGUGGACCUGGAGACUGUCCUUAGAGCACUAGGUGUGUUAAGGUGGAAACACAGCCUGUGGGACACAAGUACAUUGCAGUGCACACACAUUUACACUCAUCCAAACCUGGGAGCAAUUUAUCAUAGCCAAUCCACCUACCAAAAUGAUUUACAGUGGGCGACGGGAGGGAACGCACACAGACACAGGAAGACCAGUGUGCAGACAUAACUCGAACUCAGGAUUGGACCAGGAACCCUGGAGCAGUGAGAGACUACACACAAGAAGAUACUUCUAAUAUGAGCUGUUUAACUGUUUCUAAACAAAAAUUAAGCUGCUAGAGAUUCACCAUUGACCAUGUCUGGGUUAUCUAAAAGUAUCACAGUGCAAAGGUCAAGCUUUUCAUUUUGGACUUUUUUUUGGAAUAUUUAAUGUUUGAUGUGCUUUUGAAAAUCUGAACUUGUAAUUUUGAGCUUGGAAUUAUAUUUAUACCAGACUUACAGAUGUGUAACUUGACAAAAAAAUAUCAUACUGCUAUACUUGAAGAUAUAACAACAUUUUGGUUGAUAAAUCAUUCUAUUUCCUAAGCACCAACAAAACAAUGGAGCCACUUACAAAACAAACACCUAUACAGUUAAGUGUAAAAUGAUAUUUAAUGAACAGUAUCAGUAUUCUGAAUGCACGUUACCAGUUCAGACGUUUACAUAUCCCUUUUAAGGGUGAUCUGUUUUCUCAUUAGAUUUCUGCUAUUAUACAAGUAUACAGUGUAUGUACUUGUGGACCCUUUGCCUUUAAAAAAAAACCCACCAUUAAUACUAAACCUCAGUGUAAUAUGUGGUUCUGCAGAGCCAAGGAUCUUGCACAUUCUUCUUGACCUUGAUGUUUUAUCUCUCUGUUCGACGCACACACUGCCUACAUCAGGUCUGAUGAUCAGGAGACUGAGAGGCAUGGCACAACUUUCCCAUUAUUUAUGCCUUGUGUUUUUUGUUUUUUUUUUUUGGAUUGCUGUUUUCCAACACUUCCAUUUUUUUUUAUUAUUAUUACUAAAAGUCAGAUUAUAAAUAGAGGUACUUUUUCCUUUAAGAAAUCCAUUUAUUGCAUACAAACUUUGCCUUACAGCUAUAAGUUUAGACAUUUUGUUUUGAAAUCUUAAGGAAACCGAUAGGAUUACAUAUACCCCUGAUGAUGCUCAGGAUGUUAUUAUAUAGCGAUAUUGAUUCAUUGAUAUCAUACCCUCUUAUCGUCCAGCCCUAACCAAAUACACAUACAAGUGGGUAUAGAUGUAAUCUGAGGUAUCUUUGGCCUGCUGAUAAAACUGAGCCUUUAAAUGACUCUCUCUCUCUCUCUCUCUCUCUCUCUCUCUCUCUCACGACUCCACUCUGCUCUUAUUAAAGGAGAAAUCCACUCUGAAUGACUUGCAUAUUAAUCUUUCUAAUUAACCUGUGAUCUUCCAUAGUUUCAUACAUAAUAGAAUUCUGAGUUGGCCACCACCAUAAACAUCCAAAAAUUGCACAUAAUUACAUUUCAGGGUGGAGUUUUUCCUUUAAGGCUGCAACACACACGUAAAUAUUAGUUCAAAGUUGUGUACAAAAAAACUCACCAUUAACAUAAGCAGUCAUGUUUAUUAAAAUGGACAUCUUUACAUUUGUACAUUCCAACUACACGGCCAUCAAUUUACAAAGCGACAAACAAUUAUAAAUACAGUAUGUACACGAGGAGAUAUGCAUUUAGAAAAUACUCGAGUGGAUAGAAAGACGCAGGUGGAUUCAACCUGCAGUAUUUAGGGUCAGAGGGCUGUAGUCAGGUGUAUUCAUGAUCAGGGAGAGGAAUUUAGAGAGUUACAUGUAAGACCGGUUGCAUGAAGACAUUCAGGGU
Molecule: messenger RNA, 3585 nt
Organism: Hemibagrus wyckioides
Lineage: Eukaryota; Metazoa; Chordata; Actinopteri; Siluriformes; Bagridae
Product: high-affinity lysophosphatidic acid receptor-like
Exons: 3
Coding region: 531-1643 (370 amino acids)
Biological process (GO): G protein-coupled receptor signaling pathway
Cellular component (GO): membrane
Molecular function (GO): G protein-coupled receptor activity
Source: RefSeq, a predicted model, not a curated record